This is a messenger RNA of Amphiprion ocellaris (clown anemonefish), 3497 nucleotides long. It is a transcript of the gene slc7a2, whose product is annotated as solute carrier family 7 member 2. The transcript is spliced from 12 exons. Gene Ontology annotation, cellular component: plasma membrane. NCBI's taxonomy places the organism in Eukaryota, Metazoa, Chordata, Actinopteri, Pomacentridae. Gene Ontology annotation, biological process: amino acid transport; transmembrane transport. Gene Ontology annotation, molecular function: amino acid transmembrane transporter activity. The record is from RefSeq and is a predicted model, not a curated record. Bases 273 to 2219 code for a protein of 648 amino acids.
CAGAUCCUAUGAAGAAACGCUGGGGACAGAGGGGAGGAGUAAAACUGCUGCUCUGCACAGUUUACGUGCCAGAAUAGUGAAUUUGUGUUCAGCAGUUCUGAGGCUGCAGUUCAUCGGAUCAGCUCAUAUUAUCUGAGUUUUACCUGUGUAGCUGAUCUGCCGGAGUUCCCUGCAGAAGCAAGCUGGAAGAAAAGAACUCCAGCAGCAUUUUUGUUUCUGCUGUCUGAACUUGGACCCUUCACUUCCAUACUGUGUCAUUCUGAGGUGUCAGCAUGCUGGAGCAGGUUCUGUCAUUCGGCCGCUCCCUGGUGCGCAGGAAAGUGGUCGACCUGAACAACCUGGAGGACUCCAAGCUCUGCCGCUGCCUGGGAACCGUCGACCUCAUUGCCCUGGGGGUGGGCAGCACUCUGGGUGCCGGCGUCUACGUCCUGGCUGGAGAGGUGGCCAAGGGAGACUCUGGCCCCAGCAUUGUCAUCUCCUUCCUAAUCGCUGCCUUGGCCUCCGUCAUGGCCGGACUUUGCUAUGCAGAGUUUGGUGCCCGUGUCCCCAAAACUGGCUCUGCAUACCUUUACAGUUAUGUGACUGUAGGGGAGAUCUGGGCCUUCAUCACCGGUUGGAACUUAAUCCUCUCCUAUGUGAUUGGUACCUCCUCAGUCGCCAGAGCGUGGAGUGGCACAUUUGACGAGAUGAUUGGAGGGCACAUAGAGAUAUUCUGUAAAACCUACUUCAGCAUGAAUUCCCCUGGUUUGGCCCAGUACCCCGACUUCUUUGCUGUCUGUCUGAUUCUGCUACUUUCUGGACUCCUUUCGUUCGGAGUGAAGGAGUCGGCCUGGGUCAACAAGGUCUUCACUUCGGUCAACGUCCUCGUACUCCUGUUUGUCAUCAUCUCCGGCUUCGUCAAAGGAGACACUCACAACUGGAAGAUCAGUGAAGAAUCCCUUAUAAAUUUCACCAUAGUUACAAGGAACUUGUCAGCGACUGCCAAUGUGAGCAGCGAUUAUGGCGUUGGAGGAUUCAUGCCGUAUGGAUUCAGUGGGACCUUAGCUGGAGCUGCUACCUGCUUCUAUGCUUUUGUUGGAUUUGACUGCAUUGCAACAACAGGUGAGGAGGUGAAGAACCCUCAGAGGGCCAUUCCCAUCGGCAUCGUGGUGUCGCUGACCGUGUGUUUCCUGGCGUACUUCGGCGUGUCAGCAGCGCUCACCUUGAUGAUGCCCUACUACCUGCUGGAUGAGAAGAGUCCCUUGCCUAUGGCUUUUGAAUAUGUGGGCUGGGCUCCUGCCAAAUAUGUGGUUGCUGUGGGUUCACUGUGUGCCCUCUCUACCAGUCUGCUGGGCUCCAUUUUCCCUAUGCCUCGUGUAAUCUAUGCUAUGGCAGAGGAUGGGGUGCUUUUCAAAGCCUUAGCCCGAAUCAAUCCUAAGACGAAGACCCCACUUAUUGCCACUAUGAGCUCCGGUGUAGUUGCAGCCAUCAUGGCUUUCCUGUUUGACCUUAAAGCGCUGGUCGAUAUGAUGUCCAUUGGAACUCUGCUGGCCUAUUCACUGGUUGCUGUGUGCGUACUGAUUCUCAGGUACCAGCCAGAUGGAGCUCUGGUGCGACAGCCAGGUAAAGGUGAGAGGGAUUACCUGUCGUCUGAAGAGGGCGAAUCAGACCUGACAGAAUCUGAGUCCCACCUCAACAUGCUGAAAGGUGGCAGCUCCACCCUGCAGGCUGUCCUGCAUCCUCCCGUCGCCCCCUCUGAGCAUUCGUCCAGCGUGGUCAACAUGUCCAUCGGCGUGCUGGUGCUGGUAGUGUGUGUGGUCAGCUAUCUCACCACCUACCACAUCUACUCCAUCAUUGGGAUGGAAGUGUGGAUCCUGGUGUCGCUGAGCGUCUGCCUCCUCAUCUUCAGCGGCUGCGUCUUCAUGGUCUGCAGGCAGCCUCAGACCAGCAAGAAGGUCUCUUUCAUGGUGCCUCUUCUGCCUUUCCUGCCUAUUCUGAGCAUAUUUGUGAAUAUUUACCUCAUGGUUCAGCUGAGUGGAGACACCUGGGUUCGUUUUUCUGUGUGGAUGGCUGUAGGCUUCCUGAUCUACUUUGGUUAUGGCAUGUGGCACAGUGAGGAGCGUCAGCGCCAACUUCCCGCUGCUCCAAGCAACAACCAGCACAACGAGAAGGCUGGAAUGGAUGCAGACGGGAAGAACCAGGAGCGUUUCAUCUGUCCGGAGAAGACCAGCCAGUGUUAAAGUCUCGCAGCUCGUCCACAGACUCUUUGAGGCAACAGAUGCAUAAAAGCAGGCAGCAGCUCUGCCUUGAUGCACCUGUACAUCCAGCUUCAUCAGUCCUGCAAAAGGCAGCGUCAGUAUUCUGUAUGAGCGCCGUGAUGAGGAGCCGCUCUGUCACUGUGAUGGGACCAAACCCUGCAGGUCUCAUUGUGCUUUAUGGACAGCAUGAAGGCAGAAUGGAAGGGACAGGUAACACACUGGAGAGUGAUGUUUAUUUCCUUUAACAGUGAAGCAGUCGAUGCAAGGCUGCAGCUUUUCUCUUUUCUUCAUGGACUUUAUUUUUGUUAGUGCACAUUUAGUCUCAUCAGUUCAUUUCAAGCAGGUUUGUACAGGUGGGCUUUUAAUCUGUGCUAGAUUUUGACACAGGACCAAUAUUAAAGUUGUGUUGUCUGUCAAAGAUAUUUUUUGUUUUCAUAUGUACACAUGUGAACUGUCAGUCCUUUAUUCUAGUGUAUAAUAUGUCAAAUAUUCCUGUAGGCACUUAACAUGUCAUGACUCGCCUCCUGAAAGUAGGCCAAGUGCUGGUGGAAACUCUCUGCCUCCUGUAGCUGUUAUGUAAGAAAUCAUUUAAAUGUUCACUGUAGUCACUGAGGCCUCUGUCACGGUUGUUGUGAUCUUAUUUAGCACAGGUUUUUAUUUUUUUGUUUCAUUUGAAUAUUACUUAUUGCAAUUUGAGGAUUAUUUGAUGCAGAAACUGGUUUGUUUUUCACGCUAUCAUACUAUAGAACGCUAUAUUUUCCUGUUUGUCUGGUAUUUUUUGCGACAUUGAUACACUUGCAGACAUGCUUUAGGUAUAAACUUCAUGAACCUUUUCUCACUCGAUCAUCGCCACCUCACAAGAAGCACAAUAAGUUAAAGUAUUAUCUGAAACAGCUUUGUCUCAUAGAUGGUUUGCAGAAGAUCUUUGUGUUCUUUCCUCUGGACUUUUAGGGGCCACAGUUGUUUUUUUUCUUCAUGAUCUUUAGCUGAUUGUAGUAGAGACAUUUUGUGCCAUCUGAACUCUCACCUCCACUGCCAGUGUUUUAUAAAAAUCUGAUGUGAAGAAAUCCUACAUUUUUGAAGAGGUUGUUGGAACCUCAGGCUGAUCGGUGUGUUCAGUGGUCUCAAUAAAUUUGGAACAAAUUCAGAAGCUAGUUUAGAAAGGAAGCUUUUCUGCUAUGCUGUAUAUACCACGAUGUCAUGUCACGUGUUACCAACUGCACAAAUAAAUACAAUAAAAUAAAAUGUAUUUUCCAGUAA